GGAAGACUUGUGGAAAAUUUCCAAGAAAAGUCGGCAACUGCAAGACGAUGAUGCAGCAGAGCAGCAGCAGAGGACACGGAGGUGUUGGCGAUGCUGCGUCAUGUGUGGCUUUGCAGCGCGUUCGACAGUUUCCCCAUGUGGAAGGGCAAUGGCCCACUUUUGCCUGCUUAAGACUACACGAUGGGGAGGAAGAGGAAGACGUGCUGGAAGCUGCCAUGGAGGUUGCGCAGUGCAUCACGGACACCAUGAAAGUCAAAGCGGUACCUUGUGAAGACGUGCAUGUGAGUCUGUCGAGGACAUUUACGCUACAGCUGGGGGAAAUUGACAGCUUUGUCUCCCAGGUACGCCAGGCCGUUGCGUCUGUACCAGCGUUUUAUGCUCCCCUCGGCUUUCGUGGGUACGUGAUGUUGAACGAUGAUGGCAGCCGGGCGUUCUUUUGUGUGGGCCUGAAUCAGCGUGUGCCAGCCAUUGAUCUUCUUCUGGAUCGCAUAGAUGAGUGCCUCGCCGCCUUUGCCAAGCCAGCCUUCUACGAGGCUCGUGACAUCCAUGUAUCGCUCGCUUCUUGGGUGAUUCCGCCUGCCCAGCGAAAUGGCCAGCCUCCGCAACUUCCGCCAAACCUUCUCGAUGCCAUCCAGGGCAUCCUACAGACCCACUUGGACGAGCUUGUCAUCCCAGGCGACACGGUCACUGUCCACAGCGGCAACAAGACGUUUCGCUUGCCUCUUCUCCUUCGUUCAAAAAUCCCGGCAUAAAACACAACACAGGCAAAA
Salpingoeca rosetta is the source of this 770-nucleotide messenger RNA. RefSeq lists its product as uncharacterized. The transcript is spliced from 7 exons. Gene Ontology annotation, cellular component: nucleus. The record is from RefSeq and is a predicted model, not a curated record. Gene Ontology annotation, biological process: U6 snRNA 3'-end processing. Bases 48 to 752 code for a protein of 234 amino acids. Gene Ontology annotation, molecular function: 3'-5'-RNA exonuclease activity. Lineage: Eukaryota; Choanoflagellata; Craspedida; Salpingoecidae.